Molecule: messenger RNA, 4357 nt
Organism: Diuraphis noxia (Russian wheat aphid)
Lineage: Eukaryota; Metazoa; Arthropoda; Insecta; Hemiptera; Aphididae
Biological process (GO): regulation of transcription by RNA polymerase II
Cellular component (GO): nucleus
Molecular function (GO): DNA-binding transcription factor activity, RNA polymerase II-specific; RNA polymerase II cis-regulatory region sequence-specific DNA binding
Source: RefSeq, a predicted model, not a curated record
CCCGACGUUGUCCGCGCGUCGCGUCCGCCGCAUGCACACCACGAAGUCGCAUGCUCGCGCGUCAAAUCUCUAACGAACCCGAAUAAAAKACGAUAAAGCGCCCGAAUCCGUAAUACGAUAACACGCUUCAAAAGCGAUCCAUCGUCCGAUCGAAGCGGUCGGUGGGCUCACGCGUGCAGCUACUCAGUGUGUCACGGUCGAACCGCGCUCGAUACCCCGAUACUGCCGAUACGGACRCGACACAUCAGUUCCACGUCCAAACGUUUCGCGUCGAUCAUAAAAACAAACGAUAAUAUCGUCGCUGCAAAUCAAGUUCGUCCGCUGUUUUACGCAUCACGACAGUGACGAGACGCUCUGAUAUUUCACGUCGGAAGUUGUCUGUUGUUAGUGUUGUCGUCGCGCGCGCGUUACGGACAAGGCGAGUCGAACGCGAUCGCGAACGAWCGGCGGCGCGGGGAAGGUAAGCGCGGGGUUGGCGAGACAUGCACCCGUCUCCGCCGACGGCGGGCAGUCGCGGCGCCCGUCCCGUGCCGUCAAUACCGCUGCGGAAUCGUUAAUUGUUAUCGGAUCCCGUCGGAAUCGUGUUUUCGCGUCCAUCGAUCGGUCUUAAUGAAUUUUGCCAAUGGAUUUCCAGUAGCAGCGGUACGCGGCAGUGGUCGCCGCCGAUUUCGCGCGCAACCAACACGACGCCGGUAAGGCGCGCGCGCACGCCGACAACGCCACCACCGUCGACGACGACGACGACGACGACGACGACAACGACAACGACGACGACGACAACGCUCAUCUGAAGCGCGCGGAACAAUCGUCACACGCCGCGUAAGAGGCAGCGCGCGCGAAAUGUUUUCGGACGCCGCACCAGUGUUGUUGUCGUUCCUCCGGCACCGGCGGACCGCCGAAUAGUGCGUGWGCGCCCGCACUUACCGACACAACCGGUCGACCACCGACGCUGACAAUAUUAAUGUUAUUACAGUCUUCGCAGUGUACGACACGUGGUGAGAGUACGCUACACACACACACAUAGACACACAUACAUAGGACAGAGGGUAGGGACAGUGGUGUGCGAGAGCGCGCUACGACUGCAGUGCGAGACACGCGGAGCCGGCAAACGAGUGAGAGCGGACGUUCUUCGCCGGAUGGAAAACGUUCAUAACAUGGCGCCAGAGUCGCCGCUCAACGAAGUCGUGGUCGAGACAAUCGAUUCGCCGCAAGACGUGCGGGCGCACGUCGACGCCGGUCGGCAGUCCGCGUGCCCCGUCGCCGAGCCGCCACCGACACGCGAACUGUGCAUCACGCSAGUGCCACGGCCACAGCCCGCCAGCAGGAUCGUUUGCCAUGCACGUUGUUCGAGACCCGUCCAGCACGACGAAGACUCGGAAGACGACCUGGACGACGACGACUUGGACGACGAAAACGACGACGACCACAACGACCACAAUAGCCACCACCAGCAGCACCACCAAAACAAUCGUGGCCACCAACACCACCAGCAGCAGCACCACCAGGAUCAUCACCACCAAACCCAACAUCACCAACACCACCAUCAGAACCAACAUCAUCCGCACCUGCAGCAGCAGCAGCACCACCUCCAAAACACGGACCGAUCGCCGGUCGAGAGUAACGGUGGCGGUAGCCGCCGCGGCGUGGGCGGUACGGUCGUGGUCAGAGGUGGCUGUGGCGGUGGCGGUGGAGGCGGUGGAACCGGUGGCGUCAUCGUCGAGGACGUCAAACCGCCCGAGAGCACUAUCACGGUGAUCGUACACCACCCGGACGACGAACGGGCGAACCGAUCGUCCAGACUCAACCCCAGGCAUUCCGUCAGCGUGGCUGGCAUGAUCGAGUCGCAAGAAUACCACCGCGGAGGGAGCUCCGGGGCCGGUAACAACAGCGUGCUUCAGCUGCACCACCAGCAACAGCAACAACCCGAGCCCACCUACCAGACGCUCACGUCGGUCAACGGCAGGAUGUCGCCGCCCGGUUACAGCCCCAACUCGUCGUACGCCACGCUCACACCUCUCCAACCGCUGCCACCCAUAUCGACCAUGUCCGACAAGUUCGUGUACGGUCACUCCAACAACGUGUCUGGAUCGUUCACGGUCAUGCAGAACAACAUCGGCGGUAUGGGCAUGGUGGUCAACAGCCCGUACACGUACGACAAGAUGGGCAUGCACUCGCCCAACCACUAUUCGCCCACACACAUGCAUCAUAUGCCCCCGCAACAGGGCUCACCGAUAUCACCACAAAGCGCGUCGUACAGUCAAAACGGCGGCGGCGGCGGAGGUGGUCUCAACUCGCCGCAGAAGAGCAUGUCGUCGCCGAACAGCUGCUACGACUCGCCGUACACGCAGAUCGGGCCCAACGGCCGRUCGGGGGCGUCCAACGCCAUGCACAGUCCCGACCUCAGCCAAAACUCGGGGUCACUGCACUCRCCGCCGAUAUCCAGCUACGGUGGAACCACCACGCUGUCCAACGUCAACGGACUGACCACCAUUACGCCGCACCCCGGACGGAGCACCGGUGGCGUCGUGGUGUCUCCCAGGCACUCGCCUUCGCUGGUCAUACACCCCAUCAUACAGCCCCAGGAGGUCGUGGUCACCACGUCCUCGCCAUCGCCGCCCGACCACUCGCAGAGGAUGCAGAUGAUGCACCAGCAACAGCAGCAGCAGCAGCAGCAGCAACAACAACAACAGCAACAACAACAACAGCAGCAACAGCAGCAGCAGCAACAGCAACUGCAACAACAGCAGACCACGCUGAUCAAGACGCAAUCGAUCACCACCACGACCACGGUACUGGUGCAGAACGCGUCGUCAGCGUCCGGUUCGAACGCCAGUGGUUCCGACAUGGAGGAGAUCAACACCAAAGAGUUGGCGCAGCGGAUCAGCGCCGAGCUGAAACGGUACAGCAUACCGCAGGCGAUAUUCGCGCAACGCGUGCUGUGCCGGUCGCAGGGCACGCUGUCCGACCUGCUCCGGAAUCCCAAGCCCUGGUCCAAGCUGAAAUCYGGUCGGGAGACGUUCCGCCGCAUGUGGAAGUGGCUUCAGGAACCCGAAUUCCAGAGGAUGUCAGCCCUCCGUUUGGCAGGUAUGCACGAUGAUUCUUCUUCUAACCUUGGUCAAGACUUAGAAGGUAUGUUAUUGGCAGAAAAUGGACUUCAAAAUGUUUCAACACCAAGCGUCGGAACUUACAUCAACAACAUGACUCCUUGCAAACGAAAAGAAGAUUCUCAAUCUAUUGUUCCUGAUCAUUCAUCUGCACCCAAAAAACCACGUUUAGUCUUUACCGAUCUUCARCGACGAACACUACAAGCUAUUUUCAAGGAAACAAAAAGGCCGUCAAAAGAAAUGCAGGUGACCAUAGCUAGGCAAUUGGGCCUAGAACCGACCACAGUCGGCAAUUUCUUCAUGAAUGCCAGGAGACGAUCGAUGGAUAAAUGGAAAGAUGAAGAUCCAAAAGCAAUGGCAGCAUCGAACCAUCACCAAGACGACAUGGUAGUCAACAUGCAAUCAGGGACACAUAUGGGUAACCACCAGUCUGAAGUGUUGUGACCAAUAAUUAAUUAGAAUAAAUAUAGAUAUUUAUUCCAAAAUGCUAGAGUACAAUAUCGAAAUGUGAUUUAUUUUCUGGCCAUAUAUAUAUACUAUACAAGUUAAUAGGUUUAUUUCUUUUUUUAUUUACUUAAAAAUAUUAUCUCGACAUAUAUAUUAUGGUAAGGCAACAUAACAUAUUUCCCGAUUUUUUUUUGAUUUUUUUUAUCAAAAYAUCUAACCAAACCAUUAUCCCGUCCCUUAAUCAUACAAUAAUAGAAAACAAGCAGAAAUUAUCUAUAUAUAUAAAAAAAUAAAAUCAAUCGACUUCUGUAUAAUAUAAUAUUAAUUAUUUGAUUAUACCAAGUAAAUGUAUUUUAUUUUAUUUUUUUGUGGAUUUAAAAUGCUAUGUUAUCCUGUUCAUUUUAAAAUCUUCACGCCAAUGGUUAAAUUUGUUUUACAUAAGAACAGUAUUACGCUUGAAUAUUAUUGUUUUAAUAAUUAAUGUAUUUAUUUCGUUGAAAACCACUUAACUGAUAUUUAUGCAAUUAUUUACCUAAUGAUCUCUUCGCAUAUUAUAUAGUCAUAUAGAAGUAUAUAAUAUUAUUAAGGCCCAGCCACAACCUACAUUGAUUGUUCAAUCAAAUCAAUUAUCUAGUCCAAAACCGCUCAAUUUACAUGCAAAUUGAAAAAAAAAAUCAUAUUUAUAAACAAUUAUUUUAAAGUUUGUAUAUAUUUUUACCGCGACUAUGUGCUUUCACAAACUUUACCAACAUUUUUUUCCGUCAUAAUAUUUUAUAAUACAUAAAAACGAUAAUCAGUAAUAGAAA